AUGAGUGCUCCGCGCCCUUUGUUCUUUUGCUCCCGUCCUGAUGGCACUCUCACUCCACUGAUGCCGCUUGACGAAAUGCCAUUCGGCAUGGUCUUCCGUGGUGUCUCGCGCGUGAUCAGCCCAAGCGAGACCCAGGGCAUGACCAGCUGUGGUGUGGCCGUCAAACGCUCCGAGGGCUGGGCCAUCGAAAGCCACGGCAAAGACCAGCCGAUCAAGGACCUGGAAAUCAACCAGAAGGUCCGCAAGAUGCUGGUCGAUGUUCUCAAGCUGGAGAAUAUCCCUGCCACCCUCCGCCAGGAUGUCUCCGACCUGAUCACUAAAGGUCUUGAGACCCUGGAAGUCACUGCCUCGCAGUGCAUGGCGGUCGUCCCGGCUCCAGCACCAGCUAUCGAGGCGUGCCCAAGCACUGGGGUUGUCAACCACCAGAAGCCACAAGGCUCGAAGAAGAAGGAGUUCUGCUCCUACUGGAUCCGUCACGGCGAAUGUGACUACCAGCAGCAGGGGUGUCUGUUCCGCCACUCCAUGCCAACCGAGCCCGAGGCGCUGGAGAAACUGGGUCUUCGUGACAUCCCACGUUGGUACCGUGAAAAGUUCGGCCUGGCGAGUGUCCUUCAACAAGGUGGACGACUUCAACAGCAGGCAUUCAUCACCAUGGAUGCCCUGCCUGCCACCCAGAAGGCAAUCCAGUACGCCGACCAGUCGGAGGUCACGCAGCCCGCCAACGUUGCCAUGAACCACCAUGGCCAUCCACGCCACACCCAAAGUCCAGGCUAUCAGUACCCCCGCGGGGACAGCUGGGACGGGGCUCAAAGUCCCUCCGUGGUGGUUAUGGUGGCAACGGCAUGCAGGGAAGAGGCCGUGGUGGUCACCCAAAUGGCCCCUAUCACAAGACUGGCCAAAGUGCCAGGCAUUGGCAGUUUCCCUGGUCAAAAUGCUCCAAUCGGCCCGAUUGCCCAGCCAACGAUUGUAAAUUUCCGCUUCAACAAUGCUCCUCCGGCCCCGAGAACUCGACCCAACUCCACCUUCGCUCAGAUUGUUUCCGGUGCCGGUGGUCUGGCGACCCCGGCCGCUUCGCCCAGCGCGGGCUCCAGCAACACCAACGACUCUGGCAGUACCACUGGGAACAUUUUUCAAUCAGAAAAUGGCACCGUCACUCGAUCUCGAACCCACAAGGCCAUUCAUGAGAGCAUCAUGAACCCCGAGGACGCUGUUGGGUCUCUUACCCAGGGCAUAGGUCAACUCGACUGCUUCGGGCUCCCUCCGGUCACCAAGGGUGUGGAAGACUUCCGCAAAGGCCGCCGGCUAUUCGACGGGGGCUUCGGCAACGAUGGCACCGAUGAUUCCUGGUGCGAUGUCGUCGACGAUUUCGUCGACGUUUUCGAGGAUCCCGCUUUCGCAGAAAUUGGGGCCAUCAAGCAGCUGGUUUCCUCUGAUCACACCAGACCAGCAACAAGCAUCCUCAACGCCCUUGUUGCAGAGAGCGAGCCGCUCGAGAACAAGCUGGCUCUGGCCAACUGGGGGCCCAUCGGGAGUAAGACCAAGCACCCCGAGCCGACCAAGACUUCUGCCUCUCUCGCUGCCAGCAAGGUAGAAAUUGCCAAUCUGAAGGAAGCUCUCAGCAAGACCGAGGGAGCACCUGGCCCGGGCGGAAGCUCGGCCAUUGACAUGGCUCGCAUGAGCUAUGACAUGUCGAGCUCCUUCUCCCGCAAUGGGGACAAUGCCGCUGCUGAUCUAUGGUUCGACUUCGCAUGCAAGGCUCACGCCAAAGCCGCCUUUGCCUGGCGUCGCAAGGUUAACGGCGAAUUCGGCUCAUACUCUCCGAAUGGGCCAGAUGUCUACACCACCUGGCGGAGAAAGCGUGGCGUCAAUGACUACCCGUACGUCACGGGUAGCCGUGCCGAGGAUCUCUCCUGCGGCUUCCGCGUUCCUUUCCCGGCCCCUCGCGAGUGUGCUCGACGAGAUUCGUGGCUUCGUCUCCAGAAGAGACUGAUGCACGAAUCUGUGCAUCACUGGAUGGGGGCAUAG
Molecule: messenger RNA, 2025 nt
Organism: Penicillium manginii
Lineage: Eukaryota; Fungi; Ascomycota; Eurotiomycetes; Eurotiales; Aspergillaceae
Exons: 4
Coding region: 1-2025 (674 amino acids)
Molecular function (GO): metal ion binding
Source: RefSeq, a predicted model, not a curated record